AUGGUGACGGCGAACGACAGAAUUCCGCGUUCAAGCGUUCACGUAACGCCUUUAUCCGUACCUAAAGACAGGGCUCGUGGAUCGAGUGAGGAUACUAGGCACAAGCGAAAUAUAUCUUCUCGCAGCAGUACCAAGACUAGCGAGUCAUCGACUAAUCAAUCGCAAAUGACGCCUCCAGCAACCCCCAAUAGCUCGCAGGAGGAUCUGAGUCAACAUCUGGAGAGCCAUCUGCCCGUUUUCCAUAACUUCCUACGAGCCUUCUAUCCCUUCAAUCCAACAUAUACCGUCUCAGAUUCUACAGUUACCUUGCCAUUGAACGAGGGCGAUGUGAUACUAGUACAUUCAAUCCACACGAAUGGCUGGGCAGACGGCACUCUUCUCGCCUCUGGCGCCAGAGGAUGGCUACCAACGAAUUAUUGCGAAGCCUACGGCCCCCACUCGAUGCAAAACCUUCUGAUGGCACUCCUGCAUUUUUGGGACUUAUUACGAAGUGGUAUGAACAUCGACGGCGAAGUUUUUGGCAACCAAGAAUUUAUGCGGGGUAUUAUUGCGGGUGUUCGAUCUUUAUUGGAGAAAUCUAAUUGCCUGACGCGAGAAUCAACUCUCGUUCAGAGCAAUGAGGGCCUACGACGCCAUCGCAAAGCACUGUUAUCAGACCUCUCCUCCCUCGUCAAGACGGCGAAACGCUUACAAGAAUGCACCGCAACCUUGCCUCAUAACCAGUACGACAGUGACGAUAUCAACAACACCAUCGAUGAGAUGAUCUUGAAGGCAUUCAAAAUCGUGACCAGAGGCGUUCGAUUCCUCGAUGUUUUGGACGAUGACGUCCGGACGCGACAUCCGGUUCACCGGGUAAUGGCCACUGUUGCAGAAGAAGCUUAUAACCCGCCAACUCCUCCAGCGGAUGCAACGUCAUUUGAAGGAACACAGCAUGGAGACCCUGCAUACGAUGCGGCAUCCCGCAGGAGCUCGAGUCGCAGUUCGGCAAGCGGCCUGCCUACAGCGCAGCAAUUUGAAGAACAAACGAAACGACAGUCAUGCCAACGCAUGUUGGGCGCUCACUCAACCAACGCGCCGCCUCCAAGGCCAUUGUCUAUGACCCGACCGUCUUCAAUGCAGCUCAACAGACAGUCAGUCUCACAUCGCUUGUCUCUUACGGCUUCCAUUCCAGCUGCGCAACGACAGAAUCUCGUUUCCGAGAGACUGAAUGUUAGUCACGAUACCUUCCUCUCCUUCCUAGGCUCCUUUAUCGGCCGGUUACAUCUGCAGUCACAAUCCGCUCUCGAGCUUCUCUCUUCGGUCCGUCAGUGUGUGAACGCGGGUCACAGUCUCUUAAUGGUGGUCGCGGCGAUAUGCGCGCAUGAUAAUCAAAGCGCGGAUGCGUUGGAAGCAGCCCGGGACGCUAUGUAUGAUAGAAUCAACAAGUUGGCUGCUGCUGCGCGAGACAUUGUUAAAGCGUCCGGGGUAGAGGACGAGAACGUAGUCAUGCGACAACAGAAUGAGGGUUUGCUUACGGCUGCAACUGGUUGCGUGAAAGCUGCAGGAGAAUGUGUCGCCAAGACCAAGUUUGUCAUCGAAAGAAUCGGCGACUUCGAGUUCGAGUUCAAGAGUCAGGGUCUUGGUAUUGAUAUACCGUCAAUUGGCAGUGUUGGGGAUCAGUCUGAACGCAAUGUUGAGGUUGAGCCUAGUCAACCAGAGCCCGCAAGUCGACCCCCGCCUCCACCCUUGAUUAUUCCAAGUUACGAAAAACCAUUGCCAGAUGUACCUCUUGCCUCUCCACCAGUUAAAGACACAAGCAAUCAUUUAUCAGCCGGGAAUGUCGAACCUGUGGUACAAAAUGGAUGGGCAUCGAGCGCAACGGCAUCGAGCACAACGGCAUCGAGCACAACAGCCUCAAGCGCCUGGACAGAUUCGUCAUCCCGGUCAUCGACAGUGUCAAUCCUACCUCCGCUUCCCAAACUCACCAGUCCUUUGUUAAACAACGAAGAUUACAGUCCUUCGGAGCCGUCAUCUGGACAUGAGAGUGAAUACCAGCCUUCUUACAGGAAGGGUAGUGGGAUUUCAAGUACAGGGACGAACAGCACGUAUCUCAGCAGCAUGCGCGACUCAGAGUUGAGUCUGCUUUCUCAAGCCUCGACGCGUGCUACAACCCCAGACAUUGCACCGUAUGUUCCACGAAGUAAGCCUUCCCUUUCAGAAAUGAGUGCUACUGGCAGCCAUUCGACUCUGGCAGACGAUUCUGCUGAGGAGGGCGAGUCGAAAAUGCUUGAAAAGACCUUUGCGCAUGAGCUUCUGCAUAAUAAAGACGGUCAUAUUACUGGAGGCAGUCUCUCAGCUUUAGUAGAGAGACUUACCACCCAUGAUUCUACUCCAGACGCAAUGUUUGUUUCGACAUUUUACCUGACAUUCCGAUUGUUUGUUACACCAAUCAAACUAGCUACAGCUUUGGUUGAGAGGUUUGAAUACGUUGCAGAGAGUCCUCAUAUUGCAGGACCAGUACGAUUGCGGGUUUAUAAUGUCUUCAAGGGCUGGCUAGAAUCCCAUUGGCGCGACCUUUCGGAUCAUGAUUCACUUGUAGUGAUAGAGCCUUUUGCCAAAGAGAAGCUUGGGAAAGUUCUCCCCGCCGCUGGACGAAGACUACUUGAGCUAGCUCAGAAGGUAACAUCGACCGAGGGACCUCUCGUUCCUCGCCUUGUUUCUUCUAUCGGGAAAACUUCGACGUCUAUUUCGCAGUACAUUCCAGCCGAUACCCCGCUCCCUCCAUCGACCCUGACCAAGAGCCAAGUGGGUGUUCUUAAGAACUGGAAAAUGGGCGGAAGCAACCCGACCAUUCUGGACUUCGACCCUCUCGAGUUAGCUAGGCAAUUGACUAUCAAAGAGAUGAAUAUCUUCUGCGCCAUCAUGCCAGAAGAGCUCUUAGGCUCUGAGUGGACCAAGCGAUCCGGAUCCAAUGCGGUCAAUGUUCGAGCAAUGUCAACCCUCUCCACCGAUCUGUCCAAUCUGGUAGCCGACACCAUUCUGCAGUACGAGGACAUGAAGAAGCGAGCAGUGAUCAUCAAGCACUGGAUCAAAAUCGCUCACAAGUGUCUCGAGCUUAAUAACUAUGAUUCGCUCAUGGCUAUCAUCUGCUCUUUGAACUCCUCUACCAUUGUCCGACUCAAGAAAACCUGGGAUGUGGUUUCACAAAGGCGGAAGGAGAUGCUAAAGGGUCUGCAGGCAAUUGUCGAACCCGACAAAAACUAUGCUACUCUUCGAAAGCGUCUCCAUGACCAUGUGCCCCCUUGUCUCCCUUUCGUCGGGACCUACCUUACGGAUUUGACAUUUGUCGACGCUGGUAACCCUGCAACAAAGCAACUUCCUGGAGUCGGAAACAGCGAUGGCAUGGCAGUCAUCAACUUUGAUAAGCACACUCGAACGGCAAAGAUCAUUGGCGAGCUCCAACGCUUCCAGAUUCCAUACCGUCUUGCGGAGGUUCCAGAGAUGCAAGAGUGGAUACAAGCACAGAUUGUUCGCGUCAAAUCGACUUCUGAGCAUGAAAAUGUGCAGCAGUUCUAUCGCAAGAGCUUGUUACUUGAGCCUCGAGAAAACCUGCCUCCAAAGGGUAGUCCUAUUGAGGGACAGAACAGCUUCCCACCUGUUGCACCAUCGAAGGAGAAGUUCGACAUUUUCGCAUGGACGCAUUCUAAGGACAAAGCAACUAUCCCAGCAACCCCCAUUUAA
This is a messenger RNA of Lachnellula hyalina, 3720 nucleotides long. RefSeq names its product Ras guanine nucleotide exchange factor A. The coding region runs from base 1 to 3720 and encodes 1239 amino acids. Gene Ontology annotation, cellular component: plasma membrane. Gene Ontology annotation, biological process: positive regulation of GTPase activity; Ras protein signal transduction. NCBI's taxonomy places the organism in Eukaryota, Fungi, Ascomycota, Leotiomycetes, Helotiales, Lachnaceae. The transcript has 2 exons. The record is from RefSeq and is a predicted model, not a curated record. Gene Ontology annotation, molecular function: guanyl-nucleotide exchange factor activity; protein binding.